GAGGAGCCGCCGCGCCGGGCUGGGGAUUGGUCGGCUAAAAAUGCCGCCCUAAUCUCCGAGCUGAUCUUUACCCCCUCCCUCCGCCCCAUCUGCCGCGACCUGCCCGCGAUGCGCAGCGCCGGCCCCGGGAGAGGCUCCGCCGCUGUCCCCGCGGCGCCGAGUGCAUGAGGCUGGUGUUUGCCCAGGAAACCCCCAGCGCCUGCUCUGACGCCCGAGGCAGCGCCGGGAGCCAUGUCGGGUUCCUAUGAUGAGUCGGCAUCGGCCGCCGAGGAAACAACCGACAGCUUCUGGGAGGUGGGGAACUACAAGCGCACGGUGAAGCGGAUCGACGAUGGACACCGGCUCUGCAAUGACCUCAUGAACUGCGUGCACGAGCGGGCCAAGAUCGAGAAGUCCUACGCCCAGCAGCUCACCGACUGGUCCAAGCGGUGGAGGCAGCUCAUCGAGAAAGGUCCCCAGUAUGGCAGCCUGGAGAAGGCGUGGGCCGCGAUCAUGACGGAGGCGGACAAGGUGAGCGAGCUGCACCAGGAGGUGAAGAACAGCCUCCUGAACGACGACUUCGAGAAGGUCAAGAACUGGCAGAAGGACGCCUACCACAAGCAGAUCAUGGGGGGCUUCAAGGAGGCCAAGGAGGCUGAGGAUGGCUUCCGGAAAGCCCAGAAGCCCUGGGCCAAGAAGCUCAAGGAGCUGGAGACAGCCAAGAAAGCCUAUCACCUGGCAUGCAAGGAGGAGAAGCUGGCCAUGACCCGCGAAGCCAACAGCAAGGCGGAUCAGUCCAACACUCCUGAGCAGCAGAAGAAGCUCCAGGACAAAGUGGAAAAGUGCAAGCAAGACGUGCAGAAGACUCAGGAGAAGUACGAGAAGGUGCUGGACGAGCUGAACAAGUGCACCCCGCAGUACAUCGAGAGCAUGGAGCAGGUCUUCGAGCAGUGCCAGCAGUUCGAGGAGAAGAGGCUCAACUUCCUCAAGGAAAUGCUCCUGGACAUCAAGCGGCACCUGAACCUGGCCGAGAGCAGCAGCUACGCCAACGUGUACCGGGAGCUGGAGCAGACCAUCCGCAUGUCGGACGCACAGGAGGACCUCCGGUGGUUCCGCAGCACCAGCGGCCCCGGGAUGCCCAUGAACUGGCCCCAGUUUGAGGAGUGGAACCCGGACCUGACGCACACGAUAACGCGGAAGGAGAAGCAGAAGAAGGGCGAGGGGGUGGCCCUGACCAACGCCAGCAGCGCGGGCGACACGGGGGCUCAGGCGGGCGAGCGCGGGAGCGUGAGCAGCCACGACCGCGGGCAGACCUACAGCGCCGAGUGGUCCGAUGACGAGGGCAGCAACUCCUUCAACACCAGCGAGGCCAACGGCGGCGCCAACCCCUUCGACGAGGAGUCGGCGGGGAAGGGCGUGAGGGUGCGGGCUCUGUACGACUACGACGGGCAGGAGCAGGAUGAGCUCAGCUUCAAAGCAGGUGAUGAACUAACCAAACUCGGUGAGGAAGACGAGCAGGGGUGGUGCAAAGGGCGCUUGGACAACGGGCAGCUGGGGCUGUACCCCGCCAACUACGUGGAGGCAAUCUAAGUCUUGUGGUGUGCUCCUCGUCACCGUCAGCAGAUAAAUCCACCCUCCGUUGUCUCCAUCUCUCCACCAGCCAACCAGCCAUUCUGCCGUCUGGUCCUUCACUCCUCACCCUUAGAGAUUCAGACAUAUUUUCCGACCAAGCUUUUAUUUUUUUAA
Messenger RNA from Vidua chalybeata, 1725 nucleotides. RefSeq names its product protein kinase C and casein kinase substrate in neurons 1 (gene PACSIN1). Gene Ontology annotation, biological process: neuron development; actin filament organization; positive regulation of dendrite development. The transcript has 10 exons. Bases 232 to 1569 code for a protein of 445 amino acids. Gene Ontology annotation, cellular component: plasma membrane; endosome; cytoplasm. Gene Ontology annotation, molecular function: phospholipid binding; protein binding. NCBI's taxonomy places the organism in Eukaryota, Metazoa, Chordata, Aves, Passeriformes, Viduidae. The record is from RefSeq and is a predicted model, not a curated record.